AUGUGCAUCAUGAUACCAUCAAAUAAGGAACCUGAAUUUGCCAAUGGCUUUUUUAGUUAUCUUUUUGUAAUUUUAAUUGAUCUUUUACAAGAACCUGAAUAUACCGAGAUUCCAUGCCAAAGCCUUUUUUUAAACAAAAAGGAAGCACUUGAGGAUGAUGAAGUGGGUAAAGCAGAUGCUUCAGAAACAUAUAAUCCUAGUAACACUGAAAUGUAA
Molecule: messenger RNA, 216 nt
Organism: Dentiscutata erythropus
Lineage: Eukaryota; Fungi; Glomeromycota; Glomeromycetes; Diversisporales; Gigasporaceae
Source: the annotation of a GenBank genome assembly